Molecule: messenger RNA, 3453 nt
Organism: Calliphora vicina (urban bluebottle blowfly)
Lineage: Eukaryota; Metazoa; Arthropoda; Insecta; Diptera; Calliphoridae
Product: mucin-5AC
Exons: 3
Coding region: 121-3066 (981 amino acids)
Source: RefSeq, a predicted model, not a curated record
AAAACAUAAAUACAAAAGUAACUACAACUUUUAAACAUUUUUUGUUAAACAAAAUUUUAACAAUAGCCCUUAAUUGGAUUUAAUUUUGCCGUUUAUAUAGUUUAUGAUCCCCUGACAGCAAUGAUUACCGAUCGCAACAAAUUGAAUUUUGUUACGAUACAAUGGUUGUGGUUUUUAUGUCUCAUAUUGGCCGCAUUUAGUAGCAGCAACACAUGGAUACAUUAUGCAGAGGCCACACAGCAGCAGCAGCCACAACAUAUCCAGCAACAGCAAUUGAAAUCAACAUUACAACUGCAACAAGAAGUUGAGAGCAAUGGACCACCACAACAACAACAAAAACAACAAGAUGUAACAGUGCGCAACUUUUCGCCACGCAUGGACUACAACAACAAUGAAUGGCGGCCAGUUGGUAGAGGUGAUCCAUUGAAAAAUGAUCCCACAUUUGAUUACAGUCCACCAACCCUGGAUCGUGUUAGAUACUGGGCUGAUUCCGAUAAGGAAAAAGACAAGACGGAAGAGGUAACAGCAGCCUUAGUAGAUGCGAAACUUAAAAAGGCCAAUCCGGGUAAAAAUGAGAUAUUAUUGUUGGGUGUUACGGGCGAUAGAAUGCGUGGAGGUGCAACAGUGCAGCAACAACAUGUACCCAACAUGAUAAAGAAUGCUAAAGGGGAAACUCCUUUGCUGCAGCCAAAAUAUACCUCAAUAAGACGUAGUUAUUAUGCACAUCAAUUGCCAACACAUUUGAUGCCACCACCCAUGCAACCAAUGCAGCCAGCUGCACAACAGCAUCAGUUGCAGUCUUCUCAAAUGCAGCAACAGCAGCAACCACAACCACAGUCUCAGUCACAACAGCAUCAAGUUCAAUCCAUGCAUAUGGUAAAACCAGUACACACCGAAUAUCGCCAUAGCAUGCCGGGACAUUCUUACAUGACCUCAUCACCAAUGAGCUCAAUGAGUGUUCAUUCGAAACCCUAUUAUAUGUCUACUGCCACACAACCUUGGAUGCAUACAUCUAGUUCACCAUCUAUGACAACUUCUUCAUCUUCCGGCCACUCUCCUUUAAUGAUGUCGGCUAAUUCUCACCGCUAUUCUCAUCCUCAUGCACACGAUUCCCAUCACCAGGAGUCAGUAAAUUAUUUAUCUUAUCACAGCCGUCCCAGUCUAACCAGUACACCUGCCAUAAUGUUGGGAAUGAAUGCUGGCAUGGGCCAUCAUGAAAUUUAUUCUCCCAAUUCGAUAAGAGGUGCAUCCAGUGGACACAAAUCAUCAGUGACAAGCUCAAGGAAACCAUGGAUUCACGAUUUGUUACAAAAAGAGUUCAUUAAGCCUGUAAAGCCUACACAGAAUCCAAAUUCAUAUCAUGUUGAAACCAUAAAGUCUUCACAUGUGGAGCCACAACAUUUCGAGCCGAUUAUGAGACCACAAGGUAUUAGUACUACCUAUGCUCCAGUAACAUUUGUAACACCUACUAUGCCUAGUACUACUAGCACUACCCAAACUGUUUACAUAACCAGUACUACCCAAAAACAAACUACUUCAACAUCCCCCUCUCCCAUGUACAGCUCAACUCCACCAACGCAUACAACCCAUGCUCCCCGAACUACUACCACUUUAAGUCCAACCAGAUUAUUAAUACCGAACACCAGUAAUUUAGCUUACCGACCUACUGUAACAUCCAUGAAAAUGACUACCGAUGCAUUGUUCUCCCACUACAAUCAACCAGAGAAACCCCUGAGAGGACCAAUGUAUUUGAUCAUCGAGGGUCACUCUAAAGUCAAAACCUAUGGCAAAGACGAAUUAGAUCCUCACAAACCCAAAAUUGUACCCAUCAUACCGAAACGUGAACCUGUGGUACGCAUGGCUGAUCCCAAUGAAAAGCGAGGAACACCAGAAACAUUCCUAGUAAAACAUUUGCAUACAAAGACUACAAAGCCCAUGGAGACAUCUGCAACAAAGACAACAACUGCAAAACCAGCAACCACAAAAGCAGCAACCACAAAAGCAACAACUACAAAAGCAGUAACCACAAAGGCAGCAACCACAAAGCCAACAACACCAAAAGCACCAGCCACCACAAGGGCAACCACCAAACCACCAGCGGUGCAAAUGAAAACUACUGCAAAAACCCUCACUACCGUUAAGCCCAAAACUACCGUCAAAGCUACCACAACAAUUAAACCAACCCCAAAGAAAGUGGUAACUACUUCCACGACCACAACUGUCAAACCAACUACACCAAAACCGGCUCCCAAGUUAAGUGUAACAACAGCAAUUCCCGCCAAAAUGGAUAAACCCGACAGCAAGGAAGUCAAAAGUUCAGGCAAAAACGAGUUGAAAAUGUCACCAAAAAUUUCAAAUCCCAAUGCUUUAGAAACACCCAAAAAACCAAGUCAAGCUUUAAUAAAUGAACCACCACCCACGGGCAUGCAAGGAUUCUUAAGCUUUUUAGAUUCUUCCCUAGACAGCAUAUUUAAAGAACAGCCUAUUACUGAGAAUGCUGCUAAAAUGGAAAAGCAAAUGGAGAUUAAAGAUACGACAACCAAACUAAAGCCCAUAACAAUGAAGAUGGACAGCCCGCAACAACAACAAAUAGAGGCCAGAGUCAGCACAAAAUUGGAACCCAUAAAUGCUGAAGAGUAUGAGGACUAUGAAGAUGAUAAUUAUUUUAAAAUUACUACCGAAUACAUACCACGAGAAACGAGACAAGUGUUUGAUUAUGAUCAAUUACCCGAAUCCAGAAUAAAUCUCAAAGACGAUGCCAAUUUCGGAGCUUUCUUAGAACAAAUUGACGACGAAGAUGAUUUGUCAGCCUUUAACAUGGACGAUGAAUAUGAAGAAGACGAAGAGGAAGUUGAGCUUCAAAAGCAAGGGCAAGCAGCAGUGAAUUCGGCCAACAAUCAACACAAUCUUAUUAAACGUAUUGAUUCUUUAGUUAGCAGCAGCGUAGAAGAUGACUUUGAUGAUUUUUCCUCAUUGGUUGAUGAUGAUCUUACCGAUAUUGACGAAGACGAUUUAACAGAUCUGGCUAGAAAUCAGCAACGACAACAACAAGCUAAAAAAGCGUAACACUAAACUUGCAAUACAAUUGGCGUUAAAAAAUUACAUUUAGUUUUAUUUAGAAGAAGAAAAAAAACAAAAUAAUCUAUAGUUUAAAAGUAUUUUUGAUACUGUUCUAUACCAAAUCUUAAAAUAUCUUUGAAAUCUUUUUGCACAAGUUGUAGUAUUUUUUUUAUAUAUAUUAUUUUGUAUUGUUGUAAUUGUAUAUAAAACAGCUUUAUUUAUUUGAAAAGAUGAAGAAAGAAAAUCAAGAAGUAACCGAAGCAGAAAAUCCUCUGAAGAGUCGUUAAAUUUAAGUUGAUACACCACACACCAUCACGUUUAUUUUUGUGAUUGAUUAUUUAUUUUUAGUAUAUAAGUGUAAAUUAUUGAAUAAAAAUUAUUUAUUAAAUACAA